AAAAAAAUUGUUAUCCGGUAGUGAAACUCCUACUCCUACAUGGAAGAAGAUACAACUGUAUUAUUUUAAGAAGUUAGGACCUGAUCUUUGUAUAUUGAGACAUAACUGCUCGGCAGUCCAUGUGUCAUCUAAAGAUUCACUGUUGCCCUUACCUCUCUAUUACCGUAAACUCAUACUUACUUGGUAUGAAAUGAAACCUGUACAGAAUGUCAAUGAUAUUGAGGUAAAUCAAGUAAAUUGGCAAUUGUUAUGGAACAAUGCUUGUAUAAGUUACAAGGGCAACAUGCUUUAUUUUAAGAAAUGGAUUAGACGACAUAUUCUUUAUGUAAAUGAUAUUGUGGAUGAUCAGGGUAACUUUAUAUCUUUUGAUGAUGUAAAAGCUAUUGUUGGUAAUGAUGCACAUGUAUUACUACAGUAUCAUGCUUUAAUCAAUUCAAUUCCCAAACAAUGGAAAGGUGUUUCUCGAUUAGACAACGAAGAAUCUCCUAGUAUCAAACUUUGUGGUAAAGACAUCCGCUUACUAGACUCUAUCUUCUUUAAGAAUUUCUGUAUCAUGCAAUACCAAGCAGUCCCAGUCUCACAGAAUUUCUGGGAGAAACGAUUUCCUAUGUACGAUUUUCGUUCCAUUUCUUGGCAAGUACUAUGGAAAUCUCCCUUCUUGACCACUAAAGAACCCAAACUUAUUAGUUUGCAAUGGAAGAUCUUGCAUAAUAUUUAUCCGACCAAAAUAUUGUUGCAUAAGAUGAGAAUUGUAGAAAAUAAUAAGUGUAUUUUUUGCGAUAUUAUAGAGUAUAUAGAGCAUUUUUUCUUUGACUGUAAAAUUGUUAAACCAUUAUGGGAUUAUGUGGAAAGUUUGUUUAGUUAUUCCAUAUCUCUCACUGUACAUGACAUUAUUUUUGGAUACAACCCUCAUAUGUUAAACAAGUUUCGGUACAUCAAUGAACUGCUGCUAGUUGCGAAACUAUCCAUUGUAAAAUAUAAGUCUACAGUGUCAUCCCCGAAUUCAUUAUGUCAAGAUGCAGAAAUCAUCCUGAAAAUUUUCAAAUCAGAAUGUAUUCUUAGAAAUAUGAUAUAAGCUACAUAUUGUACAGCUUUCUGUGAUAUGUAAUAAAGUGCCGUGACGAACACGGAAUCAGGAAGAAA
Branchiostoma floridae (Florida lancelet) is the source of this 1143-nucleotide messenger RNA. RefSeq lists its product as uncharacterized. Lineage: Eukaryota; Metazoa; Chordata; Leptocardii; Amphioxiformes; Branchiostomatidae. The record is from RefSeq and is a predicted model, not a curated record.